AUGCUUCAAACUACACCACCUACUGCAAGGACAUGUACACACUGUGAUGCACAUCUGUUUCACCAUGAAACAUUUGACAUGUGUUGCAAUGGAGAAAAAGUCUCUUUACCCCAAGUAAAUGCUCCUCAGGAAUUAUUUGAAAUCUUCUUGGACCCUUUUGCAGAAGGGAACCAUUUCAGGAAACACAUUCGUGGUUACAAUCAUGUUUUUUCAUUCACUUCAUGCGGUGUACACAUAGGCGAACAAUUAGCUACAUCAAGUCAUGGUAUAUAUACAUUCUGUGCUCAAGGAAUAAUGUACCACAAUAUAGGAGGAUUUCAUCCGGAUCAAAGGCUUGCACAACGACUAGAUGUGCAAGAGUGUAGUUUGGUGAUUAGAGAACAACCUGCUAAUCAACCACAAUACAGUCUCCCAACUGCUUCACAAGUAGCAGCCAUAAUAAUCGGUGAUGACAUUGAAACAAUGGUGCACGGAUGA
Messenger RNA from Arachis stenosperma, 477 nucleotides. RefSeq lists its product as uncharacterized. NCBI's taxonomy places the organism in Eukaryota, Viridiplantae, Streptophyta, Magnoliopsida, Fabales, Fabaceae. The record is from RefSeq and is a predicted model, not a curated record. Bases 1 to 477 code for a protein of 158 amino acids. The transcript has 2 exons.